GAAGCCCGGCCCCCAUCUGCUCCUUCAGACCCCAUGGUGUCUCAGCUCCUCUGGGGAAUCCAUUGGUUUUCCACAUAGUAAGUGGUGCUCUCUAGUCUUUCUCAGGCUCUGCACCCUGCUCAGAGCCCAAGAAACAAAAGCCGCCCAACAUCCCCCGUGUUUGCGGACUGUUUGGGCGCGUCCCUUAGUGUAUCCUGGGAAUGCGUCCGCGUUGUCAUGGCGACGCUCUGAGUAGGUUCCUGCGCGCAGCCGAAUCCCGCCCCGGAACUAUCAUCUGCAGGGAAAUGACCUUUGACUCCAGGAGAAGAUGGCAGUCCUGAAACCGGCCAUGCAGGAACUAAAGAGUGCAGACGAGCCCAUUGACAAAGUGUCACCCAUCCUCUUGAAGAGCCUGGUGGAGGAGCCCAAGAAAAGAGCAGAAGUGCCUAACCAUCUCCUGGAGUCCAAGGUUUAUGCCAAACUUCUGAACAAUCAGGCCAUCCAGGCCAGACCGGGCAUAGUCCACUUUGGAGGCUACGAGAUAGAGAAGCAGCACCAACAGAUCCUGUACAUUGCCAAUAUUUCCGAUGAAGAUACACACCUUCAUAUUUUACCGCCGCAGACCAAAUACUUCAGGAUCGCGUAUGAGAAGAAGGAGCAUCACCUCAUCCCAGGCUUGUCCCUCAUGGUCACUGUUACAUUUUCUCCCGAUGAGUGGCGUUACUAUUACGACUGCAUCCGCAUUCACUGUAAGGGAGAUGACACCUUGCUUGUUCCCAUUCAUGCCUACCCUGUCUUGAAUAAACUGGACUUCCCCACGUUUAUAAAUCUAUCAGAUGUCCUCCUUGGAGAGAGCAAAAGUUGUGUGAUCCCCUUGCAGUGCAGCUGCCCCGUGGAUUUCGAGUUCCAUAUCACUUUGCUGCGGUCUCAUCCGGCCUUUACAAUUGAGCCAAAGUCAGGAAUAAUUCCAGCUAACGGGAAGACGAAGGUAACUGUGAAGUUCACGCCCAUCCAGUACGGGAUGGCACAAAUAAAAAUUCAGCUGUGGAUCUCGCAGUUCAACUCCCAGCCGUACGAGUGUGUCUUCACUGGAAGCUGCCACCCCAACAUGGCCUUACCAUUAGAAGAGUUCAAAAGAUUAAAUACUCGUUCUAUGAAAGUAAAUGUUCCUCCAGAAAAAUCAACGUAUAUACAAUUUUACCCAACUUCCACAAAGGCAAGGCCUCAGAAGAUGAAGGAAAUCGAAUACCAAGACCUGCGGUUUCCAACAGAUCUGUCGAAUCCAUUCGCCGUGGCAACUGUCCUCAACCAAGAACCAGGAAAGUUGAAGAUUAAGGAAUUAAAACAAGUCCUGGACCAGGGUGAUGAAAUCUCCAAAACCAGACAGAUGAAGGAGGCACUCUUCGAACAGAAAGUCAGACAGAACAUCCUGGAGGAGAGCGAGAACAAUCUUAAGUGGCAGGUGCACCUUGGCAAAGAUCACACAUCUUUUAGGUAUAGAAAGGAGCACUGUGAGGAGCAGCAGAGAGCACAUGAGAAGUACAAGCAAGCCCGGGGUGACCCUGUGUUAGAGGAGGAGCUUCAGAGACUCCAGACUGAACGGAUCAAUAAGCGGAUCGUCCGUGACCUGGAGGAUAAAAUCCAGGAAUUUCAUCCUAACUUUGAUCCACUUGUUAAUAACAUGUGGCUCACCAGAUUCCGGGCACAACGACGGUUCCAGCAAGUAGCGCGCAAGGUCAUGCGUGAACUAAGGUUGUUCACUAUGCUGACGGCUAUCCGUGGUAUGGACAAAGAAGACAUAAUGAGAAAGAUUGUCAAAGUCAAGGGAACACUGAUACAAGGUGAGAAUCCCUACCGAUCCCUGAGGGCCCUAAUGAGUCAAGAUGAGUAUCCCUGGCGCUACUCUCUACGCCCUGAGGAUGUGCUGUCCUUCGCCUUCCCUUCGGACUCUCAGAGCUACAAUGAGCUGGCUAUUGAUAGCCUUGGACCAGUCCCAAUUAAAAAUUCAGAUGUUCAAAUCAAGCACAAUUAUCCCUACUUCACUUUAAAGGUUCCUCAGAUAUACAAAGUCAAGGGAUAUGAGCCAUUUUCUGUCAACAAGUCCUCAACAAAUUACAGACUUCAGAAACUGGCUCGACCUCUGAAACAAGGUGCUGAGGAUGAAGUCACCACCAUCAUCGCUCUACCCAAGCAAGGCACCACACCGCUCUCAGCUAAGCCUUCCAUCUUGAGUAUGAAGGCUCCGGAGGGCUUAGCCAUGUCUGUGGAAUAUGACCCGCUGUAUAUUUUCAAUCCCAACCCAGGAAUGUUUUCCGUGAAGCAUCCUCUGACCUAUGCAGAAACGCUGAUAGAUUACCAUCUGUGUUCUCACCCCAAGUACAAGUUCACUCAUGAGUCCCACAGAGGAUCCAGCAUUCCUCUCACCCAAAAGCAGUUUCUCCAUCAUACGGAUAUAAUUCCUGGAAUCAUGAACUGGAAGAGGUUCCAGCCACUGGUGUUCUCCUCCUUGUCUGACUCUUCUAGGACGGAAAACACUGUGAGGAGACUGCCAGGCGCCUCUCUUUAUGUGCGGUGGCUUGGUAAGCUGUUGCUGUUGAAAGUCCAAGGCUUGACGCUGUCGCUGCCGUUACUGCCCUUGGACGCAUUUCACUUUGAUGUGCUGAAACACAAGCAGUCAGUGGCGCAGUUUAACCAGCCAGCAAGAGGUCACAGGUCGGCCAAUAACAGCCCACGAACAAACCUGGCCUGCACCUGCUCCCAAAUGCUCUGCCCUCCAUCCUGUGUUUAUGCUGAGAAAGAGGAACUGUUCCCACUCAACGUCUUAUUCCUUUCCAGAGACCUCUGUGAGCAGAGCAUAGAAAUCAUGCUGACUCCAGAAAUGAUCCGAGUGGAGUUUCCCAUGCUCAACCAAGAAGCCAAGAAGGAGAAGGAUGUCAGAGAUGCCCAGCCUCCAGAGAAGGUGGGAGAAAAGGUGCUGGAGGAAAUGAAGAAUCUUCGGAUCAAAGCUCUCAACACAUACUUGAUUCUAGACUAAACAUCACCGUUGUGUCCAUUAGCCCUCUUUCCCUCCAAAGCCACUGAGGUCCUCUGAAUUCAUUUACAUUCAAGCCAUUUUUAGAAUUAAAGUUUCUAGAGACAGGAAUUGAAAUGUGGAUGCCUUAUUUUUAAAUUAUAAUUUUUCUUGCUGGAAAUAAAAAUAUGUCAUUGCUAUGAUGGCAACACUGA
Molecule: messenger RNA, 3204 nt
Organism: Myodes glareolus (Bank vole)
Lineage: Eukaryota; Metazoa; Chordata; Mammalia; Rodentia; Cricetidae
Source: RefSeq, a predicted model, not a curated record